GGCCAAUCAGUAUGUAGGAGCAUUUUAAUCGCAUAUGCAACAUGUCGCGAUCGUCUUAAUUAGAUUAGAGAAUGUUCGCCUAAAAUUACUCCAUUUAACAAUUUAUCUAAUCGUAACAGUUGGAAACCGUUGUGCGUUUCUCACUUUUGCGGUACACCGGUCGUUGACAUGAGGCUGCGAAAUAUCGUGCAAAUGAGAAAGAGUGAAGUGAUGAAAAGCUGGACAUAACCCUGUAACAAUGAGAUGGAUGCCCUAUUUCUAAGUCGAAAUACAUUCUCUUUAUUGUAAUCAAGGCUGUAUUCUGAUACGAGGAAGGGAGAGAGAGAGAGAGAGAAAAGUGAAGGAAAGAGAGAGUAACCGAGCGCGGUGUUUUUCGAAUUAUUUUGGAACUGUAGGCUCAAUAUGGGAUUGCUAUUUGCUAAGUUGUGGAGUUUCUUUGGUAAUGAAGAACAUAAAAUUGUUAUGGUAGGAUUGGAUAAUGCCGGUAAAACAACCAUAUUAUAUCAAUUUUUAAUGAACGAAGUUGUUCAUACGUCGCCGACUAUUGGUUCAAACGUAGAAGAAGUAGUAUGGAAGAAUAUUCAUUUCAUAAUGUGGGAUCUAGGGGGACAGCAGAGCUUGAGGGCCGCAUGGUCAACUUAUUACACGAAUACAGAAUUUAUAAUUAUGGUUAUAGACAGUACGGAUAGAGAAAGACUUGGUGUAAUAAGAGAAGAAUUAUAUUCUAUGUUAAAUCACGAGGAACUUAGCAAAGCCAACGUUUUAGUUUAUGCUAAUAAGCAGGACUUGAAGGGUAGUAUGACAGCCGCCGAAAUUUCAAGGCAACUAGAUUUGACAUCAAUCAAAAAACAUCAGUGGCACAUACAAAGCUGUUGUGCUCUCACGGGAGAAGGGCUCUAUCAAGGACUGGAAUGGAUCGUUGGACGUCUCAAGAAGACAUGACGUACAUUAUGAGAAUUUGUCAUAAAUUCCACGGAAUAACUAAGCUGUAUAAUAUGUGAUUAGCGCGAGUUAGUAUCGUUGCUACUUUGAUGGUCGUACGUAUGGCAAAAAUAAUUUUAUGAUGUUUUAAAACGAUACAUUAAUUUAUAGUACGAUCAUCAAAGUAUAACUGCAUAUACCGAGAGACAAUUACUGUAGCAAAUGUUUAAUGUAUUUCAGAGUGGACGGGCAAAAAAUUUAUUUAUUUUCAAUAAAAUGAUGAUACACGCGCGCGUUUCUGAUAUAAAAGCGUGAAAAUAAUUGUGGAGAAAAAAUGAAUUAUUGAUAGGGAUAAAGCAAAAAAGGGAAAGGAAAAAAAACAGGGCGAAGCUAAAAGAUUGUAAAAUAUAAAAUAGGUUUACCAUAAUGUAUAACGCUUGAUUAAUUUUACAAUAUUACAGAUACGUUAAAUAUGUGUUGUUUUACGUUUAAGUAACAUGCAUUUUCAAGAGUGACAACUGCCAAGUUUUAUUUCUCGUUCGCACAUAAUUCAUAUAUCAUUUAAUUCCUGCAAGUACUAUCCAAUAAACUAUCGGUUAUUAUAAGAAAAAGAAGCGCAAUUGGAAGAAUUUGAAAUAAAUUCUUGAAAAUAGUCCGACCCGUCACUUGUGUUUAUAAUAAAUGCCGAAGCCGCAGGAAAUACUCGUUUACAUACAAAGAGAAUACAUCGUUUGGCUUCUUAUGCAAAAGUAAAAGGUACAUCUUUGUACAUAGUUUUUAUACACUUUAUUAACAAUAAGCAACUGUAAAAAAUAACGAAAAAGAUGAAAGAGAAAAAAAAGAAAAAGAAAAAGAAAAAAAAAAGUAAGAUCAGCAAGUAUAGCUCCAAUCUAUAACAUAUUUUUAACAUUUCUGUAUCAGAUUUUAAGCAGAUUUCUUAGCAUCUGAACUAUGCAAACAGCUGUAGGACUUCAUAACAAAGAUACCCACAGAGACAGUUGAGCAUUAGCAAACAGAAGGUGAAUUGUUCUGCGAUACAUCGACUCGAUAUCGGGACGGGCGGUUGUUUGCUGGAAAAACUUAAUUUGACUUGUGCGUUACAAAUAAUCUUAAUUAAAUCAAUGCACUUGAUGUAACGAUACAAACUCAUUUGUAUGUAAUUGUAUAAUGGAAGAGAAAUUUUUAUUUAUUAAUUCAAAAUAUAUUGGUUUAAUGUUCAACCAACAGCUGUUUGAUAAUAAUUUGUAUGCAACUAGAAACAUUAUUGCGUCUGGGUUGCGUCACUUAGACAAUAUUCAGUUAAACUGUUAACAAUAUUGAGUACCAAUUAAUGGACGUUGAUUAAAUUUACUUGAGAAGAUUUUGAACAUCGUUGUUAAGAUAAAUGCCGUCUAAAGUCAAGAGUGAGAUUCUUACAUAGAAAAUAAUGAAACGUUAAUUUUCUCAUAUUGAGAAAUGACCCUUGAAAAUAACGAACUAUCGCGCAUACGUAUAAUUAUCGCACUGUUCUGCACAUCAUAUAUAAACAUACGUCAUUUUCUCUUUAAUCGAAAUUCUGUCAAAGUGUUUCAAUAAUACAAUUGAUAGAAGCGUGGCUAAAAGUAGUAUUUUUAUCACUGAUCCUUGAGUAAUUUUCGUACUUGAAUUAGUUUAAAAAAGCAGGAAAAAUUCAAAGCAAAUUCUGUAAGGCGUGCGUGAUAUGUGUAUAUGUAUACGUGUGUAUGAAUAUAUGUGUAGGUGUGUGUGUGUGUGUGUGUAUACAUACAUACAUACAUACAUAUGUACACAUAUAUAUAUAUAUAGAGAGAGAGAGAGAGAGAAAUAUAUUAUGUUCAAUUUAAUAAAGAAAGCAGGCGAACCAAUCCUGCGACGUUGUUUAAAAUCACACGAAAUCGUUAGAUCUCUUCUAUCCGUCUUCCUCUUCUUUGAUACUACACGUACAAGUGACGAUCUAUUUUUGUUCCGAUAGUAUUGCUUUUUAAAAAUAUUGACAUGAAAAUCAACGAUCCGUAUGGUAAAAGUACGUGUGCUUUAAAGUUGUAACGAAAUCUCUACGUUAAAUCACAUAAGUUAGAGAUAAUGAGGACUGCAAUGAAGUUGCUCUUAUCGGUAAUUCAUUAUCUUAGAUUGUUACGUUCUGCGCCGUGAUGUUAUAUAGAUAGCAAAUAGCGAAUAAAAUGUAUUUUAAAGGAAAACGCAAAGAAACAUUAGGAUUUUCUUAAUUUCCCGUCUAUCGCAUAUGAAACGAAAGAGUUUGAUAUAAUCGAUAUCAAUAAUCGUUUAUUCCUUUAAGGGUGGACGCACAUGUAGUUGCGCAUUUAUCAGAUUAGGUAUUAAGAAAUGAUCGCGUAUAUCACAUAUUAUUUUUAAAUAUCUAUUUAUUUUCAAGUUUGUUAUAAAUAAAGAAUCGCACACUCAUACAUCCUCAUAACAGUGGAUCUACCACUGGUCAUCCUUAAUUUACGCGUAUCUCGUACCGGCUCGGUAUAAGACCGAAUCGUUUUAUUAGUAUGUUUGACAAAAUCUAAAACCAACAACCUGUGCUAUGGUAAGCACUUUGAAGGAUAUUUAAUUAAGUAUUUAGUUAGCCUUGUAAGUGUUUUCUGUUACGGAGACUAUUAGGUAGUGGGAAUCGUGACAUACGUAAACUUCCUGAGCAAGUGAAAUAAUAUGUGCAUCUAAUUGUAAGACGUUGUAACGAUAUGUAGCACCGUGUACAUACAUAUUUGGCAUUAGCGCUAACUAAUAUACCAA
Molecule: messenger RNA, 3675 nt
Organism: Vespula vulgaris
Lineage: Eukaryota; Metazoa; Arthropoda; Insecta; Hymenoptera; Vespidae
Gene: Arl5
Product: ADP-ribosylation factor-like protein 5B
Exons: 3
Coding region: 403-942 (179 amino acids)
Biological process (GO): vesicle-mediated transport; protein localization to Golgi membrane; intracellular protein transport
Cellular component (GO): trans-Golgi network; cytoplasm
Molecular function (GO): GTPase activity; GTP binding
Source: RefSeq, a predicted model, not a curated record